AUGAGGACCAUUAAGACAACUGGGAAAGCUGUUCUAAAACGUAAGCUCUCAUACGUCUGCACUGUGUGCAAAAAAUGUAAAUCAAAAUGUGAUAAACUCAAGCCCAGUUGCAGUAGAUGUUUGUCGCUCGGACUCGAGUGCAGUUAUGACAUUGAAAAGCAGUUGGCAGACGAUCCUAACAGCAAAGACGAGAUCUUAAGAGAUCUGGAAGAAGAGCUGGCGUACUGGAAAAAGAAGAGCAAAGAUAUUGAAGAGGCACGCUGCCAAGGAGUAGGUAAUGUUUCCGAACUUGGUAAAAGUAGCAUCCUUGGCAUUCUUCCGGAGUUUUCAAGUAUCCUCUCUAAUACGAAUAUCGAUGAGCUGAAAUUCAAUUGCUACAUACAGAGUGCAUUCCAUAGGAAUGCUAAGUCGUUUAUGUUCAAGGAUUACAAGUUGAAUUAUCUGAUCGGCAAUAGCGUCAUCGACAGGUUUCUAAGCCCGCUUUUGGACCGCAUCAUAGAGAACAACUUGGAACAUGCUAAGGAUCUACAUGGAGACCAAGAUGAGACUAUAUCACACGUAAUCAUGUUUAAGGUCCUCGAGAAACAGGUUAUUCACGAAUAUGAGCCCUCUGAGAAUUUAAACAAGAUUAUGAAGGAUAUUGAGGACAUUCGUGACCAGCGGUAUACUGGGGAUAGUACGAAGGCGGGAUUCUUCUUUGCAAUUGCUGUGAAUUCAAUGGAGUUUGUUCGUAUAGAAGAUAUAAAUCUACGAGGCUACUAUUCUGCAAACUUACAAUACAUCCUGGAUAACUCAGAGAAGAACUUACCAAGUUACGAAGUUAUAGAAUACCAUAAACGUAAUUUUUACAAGCAUGUCUAUCCUAUUGUACCUGUUAUUGAGAUCUCUAUAUUCGAAGAGUGUCUGGCAGACAUUAUAAAACGGGAUCCAGAGGACAGUGGAAAGGUGAAGAUCGACUUCGGGAAGUAUAAUCUCAGGCACAAGCUUAUCAAUCUUUCUAUACUAAUGGUUGUUUUGGCGAUUUCAAGUUACCACGAAGACUCAUGUUCCGUGCAUGAAAGUCCGAAUAUGCACCAACCAGGUAGCGGCAUCUAUGGCGAACUUUUAUUCCUAUCAAAAAUGUGUAUCGCUCAUUUGGAUGUCAUUCAUCAGCCUGAUGAGCAGCAUCUGACCUGUCUGAUUCUGCUAUGGUACUCGUGUACCAUACAUCCGGAAUUCCGCAGUACUGUAACCAAACUGGAGGCUGCAGACAUCCUAAUGGGACUUAUUGUAAACAUCGGUGGCGAACUAGGCCUGUGCAAUGACCCUCUGGAGUACUACCAGUUCAAGGAAGGCUUGGUGGAUCGGCGGCUGAUAAAUUAUCGCAGAAAAUUGGGCAUAAGCGUCAUGCCAAUAGUCAUGUAUCACAUCGAUCUAACCUCCAUGUACCCGAACAAAGUCAGCCACUUCAGCAUCUUUAAACACGUCCAAGAUAUGAGUGACGACCUGAUACCAAACUAUCUCUGGAGGGUGGCAAAGGACAUGGUACAGUAUAGUCACUUUGAGUUAGAGGUUCACAAAAUAACGCUUGUACGGCAUAUCCUUUGCAAAUGGAUGGACGACCUCAACAUGCUCAAGAAAUCCAAGAGCUAUUGCAUGAACCUGACGGAAAUCAAGCGUCUCUCAUCAACCAUAUUCGAUGUCCUGACCGCUAACUUCCCCCUUCAGAACGCCAGUGCUCCUCCCCAGCCAAAGGCAAUCCUAGAUCUCGGUUACGAUACGGUAGAAAUAGAUUUAUCGUCUCAUAUGGCAAACAUGACUAUUAUUUACCACCUGUCCUACUAUCUACUGAAUCUACAGCUCGAAAGAUCCCUGGUAUACUGUAUAGAACGGUCCACCAAGAUUCUGCCAGGAAACGUUCCAGCGUUUUACCACCAACGCUUCUUGAACAUUACAAAAUACAUCAUGUGCAUAUUCCAAGUUUCCAACAACUAUCAUCAUCGAAAGUACUCUUUACUACCUACAAGCACACACUCAACCAUGGUUCAUCACCUUGUCCACGUCACCCUCACCAUCUCUGCAUAUGCUGCCUUCUCUUUAUACUUAAAAUUCGCUCACGCAGAGUACGUCAUAAUCACCAACCCAUCCUACAAGCAGCAGCUAUACAAAAAUCUACCAGCCUCUUCAUGCGUACGCAUAAAGCAGCUCUACAGCAAUAUCGUCGACCAAAUUAUUGCAUUCAUAGAAAAUAACCGAGAGAUGGGGUUCGAGUCACUUUUCCAGAGUUGGCUUGUCCUAAAGCAACUCCAGAACUUUAAAGAUUCCGGCCUUGCUCUGAACAUACUAUUGUCCAAGACUGACUCGGUCCCUCAGGACCAAAACUACAAUGCGUCAAAUAAUUGGUUCGCGUACCUGCUUCAGCAUCUAGCCAAAAUGUUAAUUGAUCACCUAGAACAAAAUGACCAACUAUUACAGCUCCUACAAAAUUGCCAAUAUACACAUUUCAGCACUAAUAUAUCAUCCCCACUAAUUCCAUUACUAAAGCACUUUGCGCGAGAUGAAAUACAGCCUAUAUCUUCUAAUUACCAUCCCGUUAGUUCCGGAUAUGAGCGCGAUUUACCUAGGGAGUUUUUCAGUCCGGAUACACUUUUCUAA
Messenger RNA from Eremothecium sinecaudum, 2634 nucleotides. RefSeq names its product HDL182Cp. Lineage: Eukaryota; Fungi; Ascomycota; Saccharomycetes; Saccharomycetales; Saccharomycetaceae. Gene Ontology annotation, cellular component: nucleus. Gene Ontology annotation, biological process: positive regulation of transcription by RNA polymerase II. The record is from RefSeq and is a predicted model, not a curated record. Gene Ontology annotation, molecular function: zinc ion binding; DNA-binding transcription factor activity, RNA polymerase II-specific. The transcript has a single exon. Bases 1 to 2634 code for a protein of 877 amino acids.